This is a messenger RNA of Sphaerodactylus townsendi, 1849 nucleotides long. It is a transcript of the gene ENDOV, whose product is annotated as endonuclease V. The record is from RefSeq and is a predicted model, not a curated record. NCBI's taxonomy places the organism in Eukaryota, Metazoa, Chordata, Lepidosauria, Squamata, Sphaerodactylidae. Gene Ontology annotation, molecular function: single-stranded RNA binding; RNA endonuclease activity producing 5'-phosphomonoesters, hydrolytic mechanism. Gene Ontology annotation, cellular component: cytoplasm; nucleolus. The coding region runs from base 423 to 1259 and encodes 278 amino acids. Gene Ontology annotation, biological process: DNA repair. The transcript has 9 exons.
AGCCUCCGACAUUACAUUGUUAGGGAAUAGCUGAAGAACGCAGCAGGGUUUGCUUCCCAGUCAGCCCAGCAACGGGUUGCAACUUUGCAAGGGUUCCUCACGCACGUCUCUCAGUCACGAUUACGACGGCUUCGCCUUCCGCUUACUAACACGAUAUUAGCACGAAUUCAACUGCAACUGCCGUCAUGCCUUCGUAAUCUUCUUUUAUCAGUGACACACACGCACGGCUGGUCAUGCUUUGCUCAUCUCUCGUGCAUGUGUAUCCUGCCUUUGGCAUGGAUCGGAGGCGUUACCACCGUCAGUGUAGAAUAGAUGGGGGUGGGACGGGACUCUUGAGAACUGGGAUCCCGCUACGUUUCUGACGUGAGAGGUAGAAAACUCUCCCUUGCUUUAACGAAUGAAGCCCCACUGAGUUCUAGAAAAUGGUUUUGGGAUUGAAUGUCCUGCGGCUGCACAACAGAUACCAUCAUUCUUCUAGUGUCCUGCACUAUCGUUGCGAUCAGGCCCAGCUGAAGGCAGAUGUGAUUGAACUAGAUACCGAGGAAUGGCAAAGCAAUCCCUCCUUUGCUGGGUUGGAAAGAGUCGGUGGGGUGGACCUGUCUUACGUCAAAGGAGAUGACACUAGUGCCUGUGCUUCACUGGUAGUACUCAGCUACCCAGAACUUGAGGUGCUGUAUGAAGAUUGUCGCAUGGUUGUGGUUAAUGCCCCCUACGUGGCAGGCUUCCUGGCUUUCCGAGAAGCCCCCUUCCUUGUGGAAGCUGUUCAGCGGCUGGAGCAACACCAACCUGGCCUCAGGCCUCAGGUGCUCCUUGUAGAUGGAAAUGGCAUCCUGCAUCAUAGAGGGUUUGGCAUUGCUUGCCAUCUUGGUGUGCUCACAGGUCUGCCGUGUAUUGGUGUAGCCAAAAAUCUCCUGCAGGUUGAUGGUCUGGCCAAUGAUGAGCUACAUAAGGAACAAAUCCGGGAACUGCAGGCAGGAGGAGACACAUUCCCACUGUCAAGUACUUCGGGGAGAAUCCUGGGUAUGGCCCUGCGCAGCCAUGCAAAGAGCACAAAACCCGUGUAUGUCUCUGUGGGCCACAAGAUGAGCCUUCAGUCAGCUGUCAGCCUCGUCCACUCUUGCUGCUGGUACCGGGUUCCUGAGCCCAUCCGUCAGGCAGACAUAAGAUCGAGAGAAUAUAUCCGGAAGCAUAUGGAGUCUACUUCGGCUGCAUUAUCUCAGCCAGAGAGGAUGAGCGAAGAUGCAGACUCUGAACAGUGAUGUGGCCUCAAAGAUAUUCUGCAAAAUCUUUUGGUCCCGAUAUGUUGCAACCCAGCCUCCUGGACAGCUUGUUACUUACUGCCACUGUCACCCAUGAGGAAGGUGCAAAUGGACCUUAGGAGGGAUUCAGGGGGCUACCAGAUUAGGGGCCCAAGAGCUACCCUUGGGCAAGCUUCAUUUGUUUCUUCGCCAUCCCAAGGGCUGUUUCACACUCAUUGUGGCAGGAACUCUGCAUUGGCAACCAGGUGCAGAGCAGUCUGGGAGAUACAGCUAGUUCCAGCUCCCUGAUUGUAUAAGACACAUGUUUGGCAUGAUCAUAAAUGGUAUGUUUAUAUUAACAUGCAAAAUACCAUUUUAACAUGUAAUGUGGAAAAGAAACCUCGAGCAUGAAUGAAAUGAGUGGAAGGGGGGGCCAACAGUAAGGAUGGGGAUUGGGGAGAGCGUAGUGGGGGAGCCAAACCCCAGCUGCUGAUGCUUUGCUGACAGCAUAAGAGCAGCAGGGGACUGCGGCUUCUCUUCAAGAAAUCCAGAUAUUUCAGAGUCUGGAUAUAAGUGAAGCACUGAAAAUAAACCUUCCCUGUUAAUCCCCA